Molecule: messenger RNA, 639 nt
Organism: Phytophthora sojae
Lineage: Eukaryota; Oomycota; Peronosporomycetes; Peronosporales; Peronosporaceae
Exons: 1
Coding region: 62-541 (159 amino acids)
Source: RefSeq, a predicted model, not a curated record
CGAGCUCGAACACCUCAACUUCUCAAACAACCACACUCGCCUCCCUCAAACAAAACUCAAGAUGACCCGCUUCCUCUCCUGCAUCGCCAUCGCCACCAUCGCUGCCGUCACCUCUGCCAAGAACGCCGCUGUCGCCGACGUCAUUAGCGACGUGACCUCCGCGGCCAACACUGCCGGAAGCGCCGUGACCAGUGCAGCCAACACCGUCGCCAGCGCGGCGUCCCCCGCCGUGGAUGCCACGGGCAGCUGGGUCAGUGGGGCCGUCGACACGGUCUCCAGUGCUGCCGAGGCCGCCGCGAAUGCGACUGGCAGCUGGGUCGACGGAGCCGUUGACAGUGUGUCGAGCACCGCCGGGGACGCCGUCGGAACGGCAGGAAGCCUUCUCGACAGCGCCGCAAGCACCGUGAGCUCUGUGGCUGGCGAGGAGUCCAGCGCCGUGGGAGACUCGAGCGGAUCGAGCGGAUCGUCCUCCGCGCCGCUGGCUACCAUCUCUAUGGCCGGCGUCGUCGCGGUUGUCGGACUGGUGAUGAACUUCGCGUAGGCGCGAUAUUGAAUAACUCCUGCAGAACAUGCAAACUCUAGACCGUUUUACUAAGGAGCGCUGAACGCACCACCAAAAUCUACGACCGUUUGAACAUC